Candidozyma auris is the source of this 726-nucleotide messenger RNA. RefSeq names its product orotidine-5'-phosphate decarboxylase (gene URA3). Gene Ontology annotation, cellular component: cytosol. The coding region runs from base 1 to 726 and encodes 241 amino acids. The transcript has a single exon. Gene Ontology annotation, biological process: 'de novo' UMP biosynthetic process; 'de novo' pyrimidine nucleobase biosynthetic process. NCBI's taxonomy places the organism in Eukaryota, Fungi, Ascomycota, Pichiomycetes, Serinales, Metschnikowiaceae. The record is from RefSeq and is a predicted model, not a curated record. Gene Ontology annotation, molecular function: orotidine-5'-phosphate decarboxylase activity.
AUGGAGGCUAAGAAAUCCAACUUGUGUGCUUCCGUGGAUGUGAACACCACCAGCGAAUUCUUGUCGCUUAUUGACAAAUUGGGUCCAUACAUUUGCUUGGUGAAGACCCAUAUCGACAUCAUUGAUGAUUUCUCCUAUGAGACCACCAUUGUUCCACUUCUUGAGCUUGCUAAGAAGCACCAGUUCAUGAUUUUUGAGGACAGGAAGUUCGCCGAUAUAGGCAACACAGUCAAGCAUCAAUACUCUGGCGGAGCUUUCAAAAUCGCUCAAUGGGCUGAUAUCACCAAUGCACAUGGUGUUACUGGUGCAGGUGUUGUCAGUGGACUAAAGGCAGCGGCCCAAGAGGUUACUGAGGAACCCCGUGGAUUGUUGAUGCUCGCUGAGCUUUCCUCAAAGGGCUCAUUGGCUUACGGUGAAUACACCAAACAAACUGUAGAGAUUGCGAAAACUGACAAGGAGUUUGUUAUUGGUUUUAUUGCUCAAAAGGACAUGGGAGGCCGUGAAGAGGGCUUCGAUUGGUUAAUAAUGACUCCUGGUGUGGGUCUUGAUGACAAAGGUGAUGCUUUGGGCCAACAGUACAGAACCGUGGACGAAGUGGUUUCUACUGGUACUGACAUAAUCAUUGUUGGCAGAGGCUUGUUCGGUAAAGGGAGAGACCCUCAGGUUGAAGGCGAACGCUACAGAUCAGCUGGCUGGAACGCUUAUCUCAAAAUGACCAAUAAAUAG